AUGCUGCCUUCCAAAGAGUUUCCUGAAUGGUUAUUAGUCACCGGUUACUCCUUCAAACAUGUAUCCAAUCCUAGGUCAACUAGACUAAAGGAAAGUGCAAGCCCCGUAUCUCAUACAACAGUUCAAAUAGUCGCUGAAACUGAAAGUUGUACUGGCAAUUCAAACAAGAUGGCUUGUUGGAAGAAGAUUCUCAAGCUCCAAGACAUAGCCAAAAGCUUCAUUCGUUUUAAGGUUGGGAGGGGUAAUAAGGUGUUCUUGUGGUUGGAUAAUUGGCAUCCUGCAGGCUGUCUUUUGGAUAAAUAUGGUUAUAGAAUCGUUCAUGAUUCAGGUUUUCCCCUGCAUGCCAAACUGGAUGUCAUUAUGAAGAAUGGUGCUUGGUUUUGGCCUUAUGCCCGAUCAGAUGAUCUUGUUGAGAUUCAGAGUCAACUCCACACAGUUGAGGUUGGAGAUGCUGAUGAGCCAGUGUGGAAUUCUCGAAGUGGCAUACAUAAGUGCUCGGACACUUGGGAAAAAUUGAGAGAGGUGCAUCCGGUAGUUGUAUGGUGGAAGAUUGUUUGGGCUCCUGUUUCUAUCCCUCAGCAUUCUUUCAUGCUUUGGCUAGUUUUCAAGGAUGCUUUGAUCACUAAACAACGCAUGUGUUGCUAG
Molecule: messenger RNA, 645 nt
Organism: Alnus glutinosa
Lineage: Eukaryota; Viridiplantae; Streptophyta; Magnoliopsida; Fagales; Betulaceae
Exons: 2
Coding region: 1-645 (214 amino acids)
Source: RefSeq, a predicted model, not a curated record